Molecule: messenger RNA, 733 nt
Organism: Phanerochaete carnosa HHB-10118-sp
Lineage: Eukaryota; Fungi; Basidiomycota; Agaricomycetes; Polyporales; Phanerochaetaceae
Exons: 2
Coding region: 412-684 (90 amino acids)
Source: RefSeq, a predicted model, not a curated record
GGAUCUUAGUGGCAAGGUCGUUCUCGUCACCUGAAUCUCCAAGGGCAUUGGCUGCGCAAUCGCCCUCGCGGUGGUCUAAGCAGGCGCGAAGGGCCUCGUCCUACUCGCGCGCUCGAGCCUGGACAUCGUUAAGCAGCAGUGCAUCGUCGCCCUUGCAGCCGUCCGCUCGAGGUGCUCGCCAUCGCGUCGGACGUCACCAACACCGACUGGAUCGCCGCCGCGGCCGCGCGUGCCGAGGCGACGUUCGGACGCGUCGACGUCAACGUCAACAGUGCGGGCUACCUCUAACGCAGCCGCAUCACGGACAGCGACCCCGAGAAGUGGCGAAAAAUCUGGGGGAUCAUCGUCCGCGAGACGUACGGCUUAAGCGCGCCUUCCUCCCAACCCUUCGACAGGUGCGCAGGCGACAGGAUGGUCAAUGUCUCCCGCACCGACGCGCACACCUUCGGCCCGCGGUACUCUGUGUAUUCGACGUCGAAGCUCGCGGUGCUGCGCUUCGCUGAGUUCGUGAAUGUCGAUUACGGCGCUCAGGGCGUGCUCGUCGACAUGCCCGAGCUGGUCACGUACAACAAGAUCGUGUGGCUCGUCCGGGAACGCUACGACUGGCUUGUCGAGUGGACCCUCGAUGGGUCGUGGAGGCGCUGGUUGCGAAGAAGCAGGAGAUCGUUGACGGGGAUGAGCUGAAGUCCACAUGGUUGUGUAGCAUCGUGCUAUUCCGAUGCGUCCUAUCCUU